Solanum dulcamara is the source of this 3123-nucleotide messenger RNA. RefSeq lists its product as uncharacterized. Bases 1 to 3123 code for a protein of 1040 amino acids. The record is from RefSeq and is a predicted model, not a curated record. Lineage: Eukaryota; Viridiplantae; Streptophyta; Magnoliopsida; Solanales; Solanaceae. The transcript is spliced from 11 exons.
AUGGAUAAUGCCAUGUCCAACACCAACAGCAAAAUAUGGUUAUUUUGGAAUAAAGACUGUGUGUGUAAUCUUUUGGAUCAGGAUGAACAGCAGCUUACCUGUAAGAUCAGUCAUGCAGCUUGGCCUAAACAAUAUCUCACAACCUUUGUAUAUGCCAAAUGCAAAGACUACAUGAGAAGAGAUCUAUGGGACAAGAUGCUGCAAUUCUCUGAUAGAGAAGAACCUUGGUGCACCAUUGGAGAUUUCAAUGUAAUUACUCAUGUUGAAGAGAAGAUGGGGGGCCAACCUUACAACAUGAACAAGAGCUUUGAGUUCAUUAGUGUCAUAGAAGCCUGUGGACUCACUGAUCUUGGUUUUCAUGGACAACAAUUCACAUGGUGCAACAAGAGAGAUGCAGAUGCCAGAAUAUGGAAGAGACUUGACAGGGCCAUGGUCAAUGAUGCUUGGUUAGAGGCCAUGCCUGUGAGCACUCUUAAUCAUCUGGCCUCCACAGGUUCUGAUCACUGUCCUCUCCUUUUGGAAUGUACUGAAAGACAAAGUCCUACCAUCAAAUAUUUCAAGUUCUUACACUGUUGGGCUGAAAAUGAAAACUUCAUUGAUACUGUAAGAUCUUGCUGGGAAAGACCUGUGGAUGGAAAUCCAAUGAGGACUUUCCAUCAAAAACUGAAAAGAGUUUCUAAUACCCUUAGCCACUGGUCUAGAAAGCAAUAUGGUGAUAUAUUUGCUUCAGUUAAAGAAUUUGAGGAACAGGUUAUACAAGCUGAAGAGAAUAUCAUCAAUGACAAUUCUAAAGAUAAUAGAGCCAAAUUGAAUCAGAUAAAUGCCCAAGGGAGAAGAAGAAGGUUGUUCAUCCAUCAAAUCAGUGAUGAACAAGGAAACUCUAUCCAGGGUGAUGACAAUAUUGCUAGUGCAGCCUGUGCACACUUUGAGAAACUUUUUACUGCUGAGGAGAAACAAAUCAAUGAAGAUGUGAUUAAAUGCAUCCCAAGGAUAGUUACUGAUCAGCAGAAUGAAUUAUUACAUUCCAUACCUACAAAGGAGGAGCUAAAGGAGGUAGUAUUUUCUAUGAGUCCUACUUCUGCUGCAGGGCCAGAUGGCAUGAGUGGUAAGUUCUUUCACUCAUGCUGGGAUAUCAUUUGUGAUGAUCUACUGAAGCUGGUGCAGCACUUCUUCAAUGGUCACUGUAUUCCCAAGUACAUAUCACAUGCUUGUUUGGUUCUACUUCCUAAAACUGAACACCCCAACAAACUGUCAGAGUACAGGCCCAUCUCCCUCAGCAACUUCACUAGCAAGAUCAUAUCCAAGCUCCUCUGUCUCAGACUUGCUCCUAUUCUACCUCAGCUCAUUUCUGACAAUCAGUCAGGAUUUGUUAAAGGAGCAGAAGUGUUAUCCAGGAUGCUGAAUAAUCUUAACCAACACUACCUAUAUACUGGAUUCCAUAUGGAAAGAAAGGGUCCACAAGUGAACCACUUGAGCUUUGCAGAUGAUGUGAUCAUCUUCACUGCUACAAACAACUUUUCCAUGACUCUUAUUACCAAGACUUUGAAGGUUUAUGAAACAACUUCAGGCCAGCUAAUCAACAAGGACAAGAGCCAGUUCAUGCUUCCUCUUAAUACCAAUCCUGAUAUUAUUGAUAGGAUAGGCAGGAUCACAGGCUUCAAGUGCACACAUGGUCCCAUUACUUACCUGGGCUGUCCACUUUACAUUGGACGACAGAGAAUCAUAUACUAUACAGGUAUGGUGUCCAAAGUUAUAAGCAAAAUUAGAGGCUGGCAGAAUAAAAUACUGAGCUUUGGAGGCAGAGCAACUUUGGUGAAAUCAGUGCUGCAAUCUUUACCAAUCUACUUGUUAUCUGCGAUCAGACCUACUGCUACAACUAUCAAUCAGAUUAAAAGCCUCAUAGCUAACUUUUUCUGGGGCUUCUGGUGGGAUGAUUGGCUGGGUAUUGGCCCCCUAGCUUAUCAUAACAACCAUCUACCUAGACUCAACAAUAGUAGAGUAUCUGAUUACAUGGAGAAUGGGGAGUGGAAUGUGCAAAAAAUCAGAAAAUACGCCCCUCCUCAACUGGUGCAGCAGAUACUAAGUACUGAGGUAGACCAUCAUUCUAACACAGAUGAUCAAGCUUGCUGGAAGUUGACUUCACAUGGUAACUUCACUUCUAAAUCAGCUUGGGAAAUAGUUAGGAAGAAAAGAGCCAAGACCCUGAUUGAUAGAUGCACUUGGCAUGCUAACAUUCCCUUCAAAGCAUCUUUCUUACUAUGGAGAGCUGUGAGACAGAAACUCCCUACUAAUGAUAAAAUUGUCCAGUUUGGAGCAGCACCAGCACUCAUGGGGAAUAAUCCAAGGGACCUGCUCACUGAGAAGCAUACUGAUGAAGUGGUGGACUGCCAAGUCCAGUAUCAUGCAACUUUGAGCCAUGGGGUGGAGUUGCAGCAGCUGAGCAACAACACAUGGAGCAACUACAGUACAUCAACAGCAGGUGGAGGCUCAUUCAACUCUAGGAGUUCCCUUCUUGUUGGUUUUAAUUUUGCAGGAACAAUGUUUAAGGACCAACAACCCACUAUAGACCUGCAUCAACUAAACAACAUCAAUUGCAAAAGCUCCAUUACAUCAGCAGAAGUGAAUGUCACUAAUCAUCAGCAGCAGCAACCUAACAUCAACAACAUAAGUCAGAGGAAACCUCCAACACUAAACAAGUACAUCAGGCAACACCAAGAGAACCCCAAAUUGGGCAAGAUUACAGCAAAUACACCUCCUGCUUGGUUCUAUGCAUUUGCAGAUAGCUGGAGGUUCAAUACACAAUUGAAAUCUCCAAGAACAAGGUCUACAGCAGGGCAUGUUAGGACCUCUCUUCAGCCUCCCAUUCAAGCCAACUUCUUCCCUGCAACACCUGUAACUAAGCUACAGCAGAGAAUGGAGCAAGCUUGGUUCUAUGCAUUUGCAGAUAGCUGGAGGUUCAAUACACAAUUGAAAUCUCCAAGAACAAGGUCUACAGCAGGGCAUGUUAGGACCUCUCUUCAGCCUCCCAUUCAAGCCAACUUCUUCCCUGCAACACCUGUAACUAAGCUACAGCAGAGAAUGAAGUGCAGGGUACAACAACUGAUGGGAAACCCUGGCAGAUGA